This is a messenger RNA of Ilex paraguariensis (yerba mate), 3549 nucleotides long. Lineage: Eukaryota; Viridiplantae; Streptophyta; Magnoliopsida; Aquifoliales; Aquifoliaceae. The record is from the annotation of a GenBank genome assembly.
GUGGAGCCUUAUAAAGUGAACAAUUAACAGACGAAAAACGUACAUUUCAUCCGGCCAAUUUUUAUCCUUCAUCUGAAAACCCUAGCCUCCCACAAACCCUAAUUUACACUUCUCUCCGUCCUGUCCUCUAUGGCCAAGAAGCGAAAGGUCCGACCUUCCGAGACUCAGCAGCAACCUGAUCCACUUCAACAGCAAGAACAAUUACCGUCUGUUGAAGAACAAGUUGAAGAUGAACAAGCUCAAACGGUCGAAGAGCAAGAGGAACUAGCACAGACCCAUCAAGAAGAUCUGAAACAAGAGCAACCCACCGAAGAAAAAGAGACUGAAAGCAUGGAGGAGGACGAGGGAGAUGAAGAAAACCAAGAGCAAGAUGACACAGCAGAUGCGAGCACCUCCUUAAACGAUGCCACAUCAGCAGAACAAGCUCCACAACCGGAAGUUAACGGCGGUGGAGAGAAAGAGGAAGAGAAUGACGGAGAAGAAGAAGAGGAAGAAGAGGAAGAGGAAGAUGUGGAGGACGAGCCGGUGGAGAAGCUUCUGGAACCAUUUUCGAAGGAACAACUGGUGGUUUUAGUGAAAGAGGCUGUAUCGAAGUACCCAGAACUUGUUGAAAGUGUUGAGAAGUUGGCCGAUUUGGACCCCGCGCACAGGAAGAUCUUCGUGCACGGCCUCGGCUGGGACACCACUGCCGAAACCCUAACUUCGGUGUUCGGAAAAUAUGGCGAAAUUGAGGAUUGCAAAGCAGUGACCGACAAGGUCUCCGGAAAAUCUAAGGGCUAUGGUUUCAUUCUCUUUAAGCAUCGGAGUGGGGCGAGGAAGGCCCUCAGGCAGCCCCAGAAAAAGAUUGGAAAUCGGAUGACCUCGUGCCAGCUGGCAUCCGCCGGUCCGGUCCCGGCACCGCCUCCGACUGCCCCUCCGGUUUCAGAGUAUACCCAGAGAAAGAUUUUUGUGAGUAAUGUUUCGGCCGAUCUGGAGCCGCUGAAGCUUUCGGAAUUCUUUUCGAAGUUUGGGGAAAUUGAAGACGGGCCUUUGGGUUUGGAUAAACAAACUGGAAAACCAAGAGGGUUUGCUUUGUUUGUGUAUAAGACAAUUGAGAGUGCGAGAAAGGCUUUGGAAGAGCCACACAAGACUUUUGAAGGGCAUACAUUACAUGUUCAGAAGGCUAUUGAUGGGCCAAAACCAAAUAAACAGAACUAUUAUCAACAGCAGCAUCAGCAUCAGCACCACCAACAGCAGCAUGGUCAGUACCAUCAUCAUGCGGCAAAGAAGGGGAAGUAUUCGAGUGGUGGUGGGUCCGGACCAGGGCAUCUGAUGGCGCCCUCAGGACCUCCCGCAGUGGGGUUCAACCCUGCUGUGGGUGCGCCUGCAUUGGCUCCAGCUCUGGGACAGGCCUUGACUGCUUUUCUUGCAACUCAGGGUGCUGGAUUGGGGAUUUCAAAUCUGCUUGGAGGACUUGGUGCGCCGGUGAACCAAGGAGUACCACCUGUGAUGAACAAUGCUGCAGGGUAUGGAAACCAGGGUGGAGGUGGAUAUGGGAGUCAGCCAGGGAUGCAGGGCGGCUACCAGAACCCACAGAUGGGCCAGGGCAGUGGUCGGCCACCGCAGGGCAGUGCUCCAUACAUGGGGCAUGGUCACUAGGUGAGUGAAAGAUUCCUUCGUAAAUGCAUCAAUCUUUUUAGUUUUGGACUCUGGUGAUUCUCUGAAGUUCCGGGCACUCAUGCAAAUGACGUCUUUAUAUUUGUAGCAAAAAGUUUCUAUUUGCCCAAAGACCAUAAUCUUAAACAUGUAUUUUCUUUACUAUCCAAGAACUUUUGUUCCCGUGAGUGUUUUUUUUCAAAAACAAUGUACUAUUUCAGUUCCAGUAUUUUUAUUUCUAAAAAUGUGUGGGUGAGCUGGUUGGGUUUUCCUACUGGAAACACAAUGUCUCCACAGAAUUUUAAGUGGGUUAAUCAGUUACAUUUGCUAUUAUUGACUAUAUCUUCUACUUGGUGGUUUCUUUCUGUUUUAUGUAGCAUGAUCUCAUCAUUUUUCAAUGCAUCUUUCUGAGCUUUCUUUGACCUUAAUUUACUGACUAAAUGUCAUGUUUAUGAUCUGUUGUGUCUAUCUCCCAUUGUCUGAUGGGUUUUUUUGGUUUUGUUUUUCCCUUUAAAUAUGGAGGUGCGGAUAACUUGGUGCUGAUAUUAUCUACUGUCCCAGUCUUGGUCUAGUGUAUCACAGAAUAAAUUUGGCUGCUUGAUAUCAUCUAACUUCUUUUGUGAAUUAUCUUAUAGCAGCUGUUAUUGCAGGUAAUUUUUUUAGUGCCUCUACAUUAUAAUGACACUCCAUUGCAGCUGUAUUUUUUUUUGCAUUAAUUUUUAAUUGUGGAAAACUUUUGUCUAUAUUUACACCAGUUGGUACUAUAUCUGGGAAAAAAGUUUUUUUUUUUUUUUAAUGUUCGAAAAAGAAUUGUAUCAAAUUAAUUUCCAAAACAUGCUUAAAUAAGCAUGGAGUCAUUAUUCUGGUUGGACAAUGCGCGAUUCUAGAAAUCUAAGUUUUGAAGGAUAAAGGAAUCAAGUUUUCAACCGCGUUUUAAUGUUUAAUGUUGUUUUUUUUAUGCUGCUUCCUUCACGUGGGACUUGCGAGAGAAUUUUUGUAUGUGUUUUACUCAAAAAGCUUGUAGGGUUUGGCCCUUUUGAUAUAUGGGUGGAAAAGACUUUUCUGUACAACUGGGAUUUGAUAAUUCCUUGUAGGGAAAACCACCCUUUUUGGUAGGUGUUUUUUUCCCCUCAUUAAGCAAAUACUCCCCUUUGCGCUCUUGUUAAGCUCAGCUUUCAUAAAGCGAAGGAACCAAGAAUGAACUUGUCAUUGAUAAGGGCUUGUAGCUUUGGUGAUCAUCAUCCACGGGUCUAUGGGCAACUUUCCUGGCGCACGAGGUAAGGAUACGAGCACAAUAAAUGUUUGCUUUGAUCUGCACCAAAGAGGACCUCCUAGUGAAGUUUGAUUGCUCCUCCAUGGGUAAGAAGGGUGCAUACUUUGGGAGAUUUUUCAUGACUUGUGUUAAAAGGGAUGUCAUAACAAUUGGCUAGUGUGAUGAUUUUUCAGAAUCUUCUCUGGCUGUAGUAUUUUUUGGCUCUAGUUUAACUUGUUCCUCACUUUGCCGCUUGCAUUUUCUGUUACACUAGUUUUGUCGUUGUCCUUUUUCUAGGUAGAUCUUGGGGCUGCUAAUGGGUAGAAAUCAAAGCAGCUCGAUUAACUUUCGAAUGAGCAUUUAGCUGUUUGAUCUGUGUGGGUACCCAAGCAGCUCAUUGUUUUGGUGGAAUGAAAGCUGAGGGACCCAAAGAAACAUAAAAUUUGUUCAAUGUUUUUUUUUUUUUUUAUCUCGGUAGUAUCAAGUAAUUUUCUGUUAAACAUACUCAUAAAAAAGAAUGGUUGUUAUUAUCUGAAAGGUAGGAUAUUGGAGGGGAUUGUUUCUUGUGUGUUGGGGAUAUAUAUUGCAUGAAUAAUUAUCUUAAUACUCUUUUCUGCUUUGGUUGUCAGUAGAAAAUUCCCUUGGCUUAGGCUUUAAUUAUG